AUGUGUUUACGUCGUUUGGCAACACUAGUUUUCACGUGUAUGGUCUUGUACACGGACCAGAUGCAGAUAACCGGACAGGAAGCACAAGAAAACUUCAGUAAGCUGAAAAUACCGGAAACAUGCAAAGAAACGCCGAGGAAUUCGUCGGGUGUUUUCCUGAUACAUCCGGACAAAGGAUUUGGAGAGCCGUUUUUCGCGCUGUGCGAUCACACGUAUGAGUCUGGAGGCUGGACCGUGAUCCAGAAUCGGUACGAUGGUUCGGUGAACUUUUAUAGAGAUUGGUGCAACUACAAGCAAGGUUUUGGACAUCUGGACCGCGAGUUUUGGUUGGGUUUGGAUCGGAUCAACAGGCUAACUACUGCAAAAACCCACGAGCUGCAUAUUGAGAUAACCCAUAAACAAAUUACAUAUGUCGUCAAAUACACCAAAUUUGUUGUAGCAAGCGAGACCGAGGCUUACAAACUUGAGUUGGGAAGUUACAGUGGUCCGAAUGGAGCAGAUUCGCUGACGCCCCAUAUUGGCUGCAAGUUUACCACUUUCGACCGGGACAACGAUGACCAUCCAGAGAAUUGCGCUGCUUUGUAUAAGGGAGCUUGGUGGCAUCAUAAAUGUCAUCACUCAAAUUUGAACGGGAUUUAUGGAGAAAACAGUACUAGUGGAAUGGUAUGGUUUUGGACUGAUUAUUAUGCCCUCAUCACCAAGACUAGAAUGUUAAUAAGAAGCGUGUAG
This is a messenger RNA of Topomyia yanbarensis, 729 nucleotides long. Its product is annotated as ficolin-2-like. The record is from RefSeq and is a predicted model, not a curated record. Lineage: Eukaryota; Metazoa; Arthropoda; Insecta; Diptera; Culicidae. Bases 1 to 729 code for a protein of 242 amino acids. The transcript has a single exon.